GGAUGUCCGUUACUUCCAGGCAGCGCGCGUACGCCACUGGAGGCAAGCGUGGAGAGGUCGGGCGCGCGGGGUAGUCGCGGUCGUGAGGUAACGCCGGGCGCGAGGCGGUUAUCUGUUCCUUUUCGACAAGAACGGAAGGUGCAAGCGCCAUUGUAACUAUCCCGAGCUCAGCGAGGAAAAAAAAAAAAAGAAUCCUGCUUCCGCCUUAGGUGGCCUCUGAGAGAAACGACCGCAGCGUCAGGUUCGAUUAUCCUCUAGGCCGCUGUGGGCGGGGUUUAUACGGAUUUGGCCGGCCCACUCGGGCCCCGCGCAUUUUCAGGAUGUCGGCACAGGCUCAGAUGCGCGCGAUGCUGGAUCAACUCAUGGGCACCUCCCGUGACGGGGAUACUACACGUCAACGAAUUAAAUUCAGUGAUGACAGAGUGUGCAAAAGUCAUCUUCUCAACUGUUGCCCUCAUGAUGUCCUCUCAGGAACAAGGAUGGAUCUUGGAGAAUGUCUGAAGGUGCAUGAUUUGGCGUUAAGAGCAGAUUAUGAAAUUGCAUCAAAAGAGCAAGAUUUUUUCUUUGAACUCGAUGCAAUGGAUCACCUGCAAUCAUUCAUUGCUGACUGUGAUAGGAGAACUGAAGUGGCAAAGAAAAGACUGGCUGAAACUCAAGAAGAGAUCAGUGCUGAAGUUGCAGCCAAAGCUGAACGAGUCCAUGAAUUAAAUGAGGAAAUUGGAAAACUGCUUGCUAAAGUUGAACAACUUGGAGCUGAUGGAAAUGUGGAAGAGUCUCAGAAAGUAAUGGAUGAAGUAGAGAAAGCAAGAGCAAAGAAAAGAGAAGCAGAGGAAGUGUACCGGAAUUCCAUGCCUGCUUCCAGUUUCCAGCAGCAAAAGCUACGGGUCUGUGAAGUAUGCUCAGCCUAUCUUGGCCUACAUGACAAUGACAGACGGCUUGCUGAUCAUUUUGGAGGAAAACUACACUUGGGUUUUAUUGAAAUAAGAGAAAAGCUUGAAGAACUAAGGAGAAUUGUGGCUGACAAACAGGAGAAACGAAAUCAGGAACGUUUAAAGCGGAGAGAAGAAAGGGAGAAAGAAGAAAGAGAGAAGUUAAGAAGAUCUCGUUCUCACAGCAAGAACCCCAAAAGAUCUAGAUCCCGAGAUCGCCGUGAACAUCGAUCUCGGUCAUCCUCCGUGAGCGAAAGAAGAACCCGUUCAGGUCCGUGGCGACAUCGUCAUGGGUCUCGUUCUACUAGUCGCAGCCGCAGCCGCAGUCACCAAAGGAGCAGGCAGAGCCCCAGAGAUAGAAGCAGAGAACCCAAUUCCAAAAAAAGAUCAUCAAAAGAAAGAUCUUCCAGAGAUCAAGAACGAACCAGAGAUAGUAACAGAACAUCACGUGACAAAGAAAGUUGCCCCAGAGAAAAAUCUCCAAGAGAUCGAAACUGCAAAGAAAGGAAGCGGUCUUAUGAAAGUGCAAAUGGUCGAUCAGAAGACAGGAGAAGCUCAGAGGAGCGUGAAGCAGGAGAGAUAUAACUGGCUGUACAUUCACUUGAUCCUUUACCUUCCUAUGAAGUUGCAUACUGUGGUUUAGUUUACAGUUAUUAAAAGGGACACCAGUGAGCAAUUCCAAUGUUUAUCCAUCUAGGAUAGAUGUACAGUGUAUAAACAUGGUUAUAAUGAAGUCUGAAUUGAUCCGUUUCCAUUGAUAAUUCAAUUGAUGAUAAGUGAAGCAGCUUCCUUUUUUCUUCUCCUCCAGUAAACUUGUAAGACAUAUUUUCAAAGAUCUAUCUUCAAGAUACCAGGUUUAUGUACCAACAUAAUAGAUUUAAAUGUUUUUUUCUCCAAUACAGGUUAUAGUAAACAAAACUAUAGUGUGCUCUUUGCUUUGGAUGCUUUCAAACCUUUAUAAGCUCUUCUAGUUUUAUUCUGUCAAACAGCAGCACUGAAUCAUUUUUAAAGAGGUUGAGUGGGUUCCAGGCUUUUUAUUACCACCAGAAGAUUGAGUUCUCAGUUCCUUCUUCAGAACUGAACAUGUUUGGCAAUGUUUAGGUUGGGGACAUGCGCUGAAGAAAAUGUCAACUUUAAAAUUUUAUUUUUACAGUGCCUAUUUAGACUUGGAAGUCAAACAGCUGUUGCAUUUCAUCCUUUAAAAAAAAUUGAAACUUUGAAAUCAAAGCCAGUCCCAUGUCUUUGUACAAUUUAAUUGGUCUAUGUUCAGUAUAUUUGUUUUUUCUUUCAAAAUGAUUUUUCUGUUUUUUUUUCCUUGUGGUGUGUUAACUGCACAUCCCUAAUUGUAAACAGCAAACAAUAAUAAAGUAAGCAAAAAAAUAA
Molecule: messenger RNA, 2312 nt
Organism: Ahaetulla prasina
Lineage: Eukaryota; Metazoa; Chordata; Lepidosauria; Squamata; Colubridae
Gene: LUC7L2
Product: LUC7 like 2, pre-mRNA splicing factor
Biological process (GO): mRNA splice site recognition
Cellular component (GO): U2-type prespliceosome; U1 snRNP
Molecular function (GO): mRNA binding
Source: RefSeq, a predicted model, not a curated record